Molecule: messenger RNA, 594 nt
Organism: Moneuplotes crassus
Lineage: Eukaryota; Ciliophora; Spirotrichea; Euplotida; Euplotidae
Source: the annotation of a GenBank genome assembly
AUGUCAAUUGAUGAGUUUAAAGAGGAAGUCUAUAAUUUGGCAACGGUGAACGGCCGAAGUAUCAAGAAACUCACUGAUUUGGCAGAACAGCUCAAGGAUGAGGCUGUUUUCUUGGUUGAGAUCAUCAUUAAAUCUAUAAAAGAGAGUAUUCCUAAUACGAAGCUUCCAAAAUUUUACUUGUUAGAUUCCAUCACCAAAGCGGUUGGAGGAAAAUAUAUUGAAAUGUUUGCUCAGCAUAUUAAAUCUGUUUAUCCAGUCACUUUCAAGCAGUCACCUAAUAGUGUGAAGAAGAAGCUUCUGACUCUCUUCAAGACUUGGUAUAUCUAUUACCCCCAUGAAAUACUCAACACAAUCUAUAACGAACUGGAACUUUCAAGAUUUGAGCGCGAACUGCUAACCCCUGAAGACCACAAGAAGAUCCAGGGCUUUAUCUCAAGCAAGACGAGAGAAGAAAAUAAAGCUAGGCCAGCUGUUCGGCAGGCAAAUCCUCUUCCCCCUCCUAUGUCGUAAGUAUUGAAGGAAUGAAAGGCGGAGGAAAUGAUCCACUCUAUUAUAGUACUCUAUGUCCACACCUACUUCUAACUUUGUACAAUA